CCGGGGCCGCAGCGGUGUCGGCGGGAGACGAGCGCGCUGCGGGCGGGGAGAGGCGCCGCCGCGGGGCCGGUCCGGCUGCGGCUCCCGCCAUGGCCACGUCCCCGUGCAGCAGCAGCGGCGUCUCUUCCUCCUCCUCGUCCGCGGGGCUGGGCGCGGAGGCGGCGCUGGAGAUCCGCACGCGCUCGGUGGAGCAGACGCUGGUCCCGCUGGUGUCGCAGAUAACUACUCUUAUUAACCAUAAGGAUAAACCAAAGCGGUCAGACAAGACGUUGCAAGCAAUUCAGCGGGUGGGUCAAGCAGUUAACCUAGCAGUUGGAAGAUUUGUUACAGUAGGAGAAGCCAUAGCCAAUGAAAAUCGAGAAUUGAAAGAGGAAAUGAGUAUUGCUUGCAUUGAGGCAAAGCGAGCAGGUGAAACAAUUGCACAACUUACAGAUGUAACUAACUUGGAUCAUCCAGAAUCUGAUGGCCGGAUAACAAUUUUUACAGACAAAACGGGAGUAGUAAAAGCUGCAAGAUUGCUGCUUUCUUCAGUGACAAAGGUGCUGGUGCUGGCAGACAGAAUAGUUAUUAAACAAAUUAUAGCUUCCAGAAACAAGGUUCUUGCAACAAUGGAACAGCUAGAGAAAGUGAGUAGUUUUCAAGAGUUUGUGCAAAUAUUCAGUCAGUUUGGAAAUGAAAUGGUGGAGUUCGCCCAUUUAACUGGAGACCGACAAAAUGAUUUAAAGGAUGAAAAGAAAAAAGCUAGAAUGGCAGCAGCUAGGGCUGUCCUUGAGAAGUGCACCAUGAUGCUUCUCACUGCUUCAAAGACAUGUCUGAGGCAUCCUGACUGUGAAUCUGCUCUUUUAAACAAAGAAGGAGUGUUUCACCGAAUGAGAUUAGCUUUGGAGCAAGUAAUAGAGAUCGUAACUGACUCUAGACCCAGUGGAGAGAAUGAAAUGGCCCCCAUAAGUAUAUAUACUAGCAUCAAAGAAUUCAAGAAUAAGGUGGAAGGUCUUCGGGAGAAUCUUUAUUUUCUCUCUAAGGAGAAUCUUUCAACAAUGCUGGAACUCAUUCUGGAACACACAGAAGACUUUACUGAUUCUGCCUACACCAGCCAUGAACACAGAGAACGCAUCUUGGAGCAGUCCAAGCAGGCUAAAAUGGAACUAGAGCAGCUGGUUUCAGUGUGGAUGCAAGCUCAAAGCCAGAAAACAAAGGAUAUCACAGAAGACUUGGAAGUAGCCAUACUAAAAACAUGCCAGUGUAUGAAUGAACUCAAAAGAGAACUUCACCAUGCAGCCACAUCAUUGGCAGCAGACCUGCUAAGAUACCAUGCAGAUCACAUGGUUUUGAAGGCAUUAAAAAUCACAGGAGUAGAAGGAAAUCUAGAAGCUGUAGCAGAAUAUACUUGUAAGCUAUCAGAGCAGAAAGAGCAGCUUGUUGAGACAUGUCGCUUGUUGAGGCAUGUUUCUGGAACAGAGUCACUUGAAAUUACUUGCAUACAUGCAGAAGAUACCUUUCAGGUCACUGGCCCACAGAUAAUUUCUGCUGCAGAAACACUGACAUUACAUCCAUCUAGUAAGAUUGCAAAAGAAAAUCUUGAUGUGUUCUGUGAGGCUUGGGAGUCCCAGCUGAGUGACAUGUCCAUGUUGGUGAGAGAAAUCAAUGAUGUGUUUGAGGGAAGAAGAGGAGAGAAGCGUGCCUACCUAUCACUUCCCAGGCCAGGGAAGCAUAAUGCAAAUCUGAAAGCAUUAAAGCCAGUCAAACUUGAUACUGAGGAACAAGCAAAACUUGGAAAACUUGGAUUAGAACUGCAUUUGCUCACCUCUGAUGUAGACUCUGAGACUGAGAAAUGGGAGGACCAGGAGAAUGAGAUUGUGCACCAUGGACAAAGUAUAUCCAGCAUGGCCCACUCCAUGUACUUAUUUACCAGAGGAGAAGGGCUGCUGAAGACUACCCAGGAUUUAUUUCACCAAGCAGAGGUUUUUGCUACAGAGGGCAUAAAGCUUGCUUCAGUUCUUACUGCCUUUUCUAAUCAGCUAGAAGACGAUGACACACCUUUGCUUUUGUUGGAGAUUGACAAGCUGAUCCCUGUGUGCCAGCAGCUUCAGAUAACAGCUAAAACCACCGUUCAGGGGAAAAAUGCUACGUUUACAAAGGUUGACACAUGCAUUCGGAAAACAAAAGGUGUGAUGACCAUAUUAUCCCAAGUUCUCCCACUCAGUUGCAAGCUACUGAAAAAGUGUGGAACUGGAAAUGGCUGGCUUAAAUCACCUCAUCCAUGGAGAGAGAACAGAUUACAAACAAAUACAAAUGACGACAGUAUGGAAGGGAAAACUGAUGCCUUUGGAAUAAAAUCGUUGGAACAUCAUGUAGCAAAUCUGACAUUUUUAGAGAGCAAAUAGUAGUAGUAUUUAGGAAUGGAAGAAUUUCAUGUGGAAACUACAAACUGGCUCAAGUUUCAAAGUUGCUUUCUUUUGUGAAAGAUAAAGCAGGUUAUUUGAAUUAAAGCUGUUGUGACCUUCUCACAUCUAAUAGAUGUCCUGGUACUUAACAGUAACAGUUGCAUCAUCGGUCAGUUUUUAACUGUUCUGUAUUUUUAUAAUGUGAAUGUGUCUCCUUUGCUCAACAUUAAUGCUGUUAUUUUUGUAACUAACACUUGUGAACAUCUUAAUGGAAGUUUCACCCAAAGAUGCUGCUGAUGGACAUUUAUGCAGAGAAACUGGAUAGUUUGAGGAUAUGUGCUGCAUAUACUACUACUGUGGAAGUUUGUCAGUCUCAUUGUUGGCCAAUAUCCAGAAGAUAAUCUGGAAGGCUCUGGCCUCAAGCACUGAAUGUUGCUGUCUUAACUAUGAGAUACUUCUGCAAUGAACAAAAGCCUCCUGCUGGUUUGCAAUACACAUGCCAAUUUUUUUAGGCUAGUUUGAUUUAAAUAAUUUAAUUUUACUGCUGUCAGUCUGAACUAAUGAUGUGUUCAUCCUCCAGACACAUUUUAUAUUUCCAGUGAAUACUUAAGAAUUCUCUUUGUUUUAGUGAUAAAUAGCUGAUCUUACUGCUGCUUUUGAUUUAUCAUCAAAACUUAGAGUAGGAUUUGAAAUGCAUGUGAAACUACUGAAAUCUUCAUUUAGAAUGUAUGGCAUAUUUAAGUUUCAUAAAGUAGAUUUUUACAGUGCAAGAUUUAGAACGCUUAGAAAAGAUAUUCUGAUAGCAAUUAUGACCAAUUGUUGUACAAAGGGCAUUAUUUGAUUCCAAGCCACUAUACUCUAACCACAAGUGAAAUAUACAUUUAACGUUGGAGAUGCCUGUUUGCUCUUUGUACAGAUGCCAUACCUUAUUUUGUUGGCCUUGUAUAUCAUUAGUCUUUGUUUUAUUGUUUCUUUAAAACGUAGGGUUUUUUUCCUUGUUUUACUACUUUGAGAACAGAGUACUCUAAGGGAUUCAGGUCUUAAGGGUAUUUAAUUCUUGUGGGGCAUCGUCGUCUCACCAGUAGCUCUGUGUGUGUCCUUCGCUGGUAAUAGACAUCACAAUGGGGAUGCUGGCUUUGCAGCACCAAAGAAGAAACAGCUGAAAUCCUCAACACUAGGGAUUGGGGAUUAAUCUUGAUCAGUCAGAAAUGGUUUUCAUUUGUCUAUCUGUGUAAGAUGACUUAGGUGAAACUAAGGUUUUUUGCUUAUGACAUUAAGCACUAGAAAGAUAGUUAUUUUUCUACACUGCACCUGUCAAAAAGAUGCAGAAGACUUAAAUGUUUAAACUGUUUAUUUCUGUAUGAAAUAAAAUGAUGACUGUUUACUGAUCACUUGUUUAAAAAACAACAAACAACUAAUUUCCAGUCCCCUACAUUAAGUCUGUACAAUUUUACAACUCUUUCAUGUUACAACUAUGGGAUAUACUGGAAGUAGAUGAUUACAAGUGUUAUCUAUGCAAUACUUAAUUCUGAAGCUACUCACAGUGUAGUUCAGACAUUUAUGUAUUCAGUUAAAUAUAGAGCUUCAUGAAGUGGAAUUAAAACGUUUCAACAAAA
Molecule: messenger RNA, 4000 nt
Organism: Chelonia mydas (Green sea turtle)
Lineage: Eukaryota; Metazoa; Chordata; Testudines; Cheloniidae
Gene: CTNNAL1
Product: catenin alpha like 1
Exons: 19
Coding region: 90-2384 (764 amino acids)
Biological process (GO): Rho protein signal transduction; cell adhesion
Molecular function (GO): actin filament binding; cadherin binding
Source: RefSeq, a predicted model, not a curated record